CAACAGGUGGUCAAGCGCUCUUUGUUUUCUUCCUCUGCACAUUGGUUAGCACUUCAUUGCAGAAAAAUAACAAAUAUUCAUAUAUUUUAUACUCAUGGAGCAAAUUUAAUAUAUGUUAAGGUCCUUCAAAUAACUAGUCUCUGCGACUCAAUUCACCUCUCUAUCAUUUUUCGAGGGAUAACGUGGAUAUUAAAGUUUUGAUAGCGAACGUUAACGUCGUUAAGCGAGCUAGCUAAGUUCUCAAACACUCUUCAGCAUGGACUUGUAUCACGUUUUGGAGAUGAUAGGAGAGGGCUCGUUUGGACGAGUGUAUAAAGGACGUAAAAAGUUCAGUGGCCAAGUCGUGGCACUAAAGUUUAUCCCCAAGGUGGGCCGUUCUGAGAAGGAGCUGCGCAAUCUCAAAAGGGAAAUUGACAUCAUGAGGGGACUUGAACAUCCGAACAUUGUCCUGCUCUUAGACAGCUUUGAGACCGAAAGAGAGGUUGUUGUUGUGACAGAGUAUGCAGAGGGAGAGUUGUUCCAGAUCCUUGAAGAUGAUGGUAACUUACCAGAGAGCCAGGUCCGUGAUAUUGCCUGCCAGCUGGUCUCUGCCUUGUAUUAUUUGCAUUCCCAUCGGAUUCUCCACCGUGACAUGAAACCACAGAACAUUCUGCUGGGUAAAGGAGGGGUGGUGAAGCUGUGUGAUUUUGGAUUUGCUAGAGCAAUGAGUGUGUCCACCCUGGUCCUGACCUCCAUCAAGGGGACGCCCCUCUACAUGUCCCCAGAACUGGUAGAGGAGAAGCCCUACGACCACACAGCCGACCUCUGGUCUCUGGGCUGCAUCCUCUAUGAGCUCCACACGGGGGCGCCACCCUUCUACACCAACUCCAUCUUUCAGCUGGUCCAGCUCAUAGUCAGAGACCCGGUCAAGUGGCCGGACACCAUGAGCCAGACCUGCAUGACUUUCCUGAAAGGUUUGUUGACCAAAGACCCACAGAAGAGGUUGUCAUGGCCACACAUCCUAAAACACCCAUUUGUUGCUGAUGGAGUUCUAGUUCUCUCAGACCCCGUUGUGUCCAGCCCGCUGACAGUGGCCGCCAGCCCAGACCUGCAGGUGCUGAAACUCCAGCAGGCAGUACAGAAAGCAGCGCCACAUGGUGGAGAGGGGAGGUUACUGCGCAAGGCCAGGGAACAGAGGGACAAGAGGAACAGACAGGUGGGAAACGGAAAGACUGAAUCAUCUAGUCGGGCACUUUCAAGGACAGCCCCUGUAGUGAAGCCCCUGUCCAAAGACAGCCUGGUGGCUCCCUCAGAUGGUUUGGAUCAAGAUCUGUCACAAUUAACCGCCAAUCUGAGCCUUACCCCAAAACAGUCUGCCAUUGAGAUUUCCACUAACAGGGGUUUCCCCCGUGUCCUCAGCAGGGGUCAGAUCAGCCGGGACUACGAACAGGGGUUCCCCUCUGUGGAUGUUGGGCCCCGAAAGGCCCUGAGGCGACCUGAGACUCAGGAGCGGGGCCAGGUCAGGACCAGCCUGAGUGCUGUGAGGCUCCACAGCCAGGAUGUUGACAGUGAUGAGGAGUGGGAGAGGUUGAUCCAGCAGACCUCCGUUUCCAGCGGCCAAACCAUUCAAAUCAUACCUCGAUUGAAAGAGAAGUUGCUGACAUCCAAAACCUUGCUAUUGGAUGGUAUCCUGGAGGGGGCAUGUCAGAUCCGUCAGCCACUGAAGGUCCUGUCCAACCUGAUCUUGACCUCCGACUCAGAGGACUCCCAUCGACUUAGACAGGAAGUUGGACUACCUCAUUUCCUGUUCAACCUAGUCCAGGAUAUUGUGGAGAAUCCAGUGGUCGUUAAGCAACCAUGGAGUGUGACAGUACUGGGGGAAGUUAUUGUUCUACUCUUGAACUAUUGGGAGAGGCACCGUGACUGGCAACAAGCAGAGAACAGACUGGAAGAUUACGCCAUGCCCUUUUUCAAGAUUCUUCUUCGGCCUGACCCUAACCCAUUGGCACCUCUGGCUGCAGCCAUUCUGGCCAUAUUCAGCCAGUGUGGAGUCUCUGUGGUUGUUAGCAUGGACAGGAUCACUGCCCAGCUCAACAAGCUUCUCUCAGACUCCGAUGAGCCACGCGUCCCGUUACCAUCAGGCUGGGGGUUCUGUGAUGGCUUCUUGUCAUUGGUUCUCCACACCCUAACUGAGCAUGAAAGUCCUCCACACUCUGCUUCUUUGGAUCCAAGCAUUCUGCGCCUCCUGUGGGUGAAAGUUGGUACUUCACUGGAGAAAACAUCAGCCAGAACAAAGUUCUGCUCCUCAAAUGGACUGUAUGUGUUCCUGUCCCUCGCCCUUUUUGUCCUUACCAGGGACCCAUACUGCUGUGUUCCCCUGUUCUCAGACAGCGACACAAACUGCAUACUCACCCUGGGCCACCUGCUCACCACUGAUUGUCUUUCCAGGCCGUCUGACGAGACUCACGGCCAGCUUUGGGGUUGUGACUCCAGUGUGAACAGCCUAUCAAUGUUGAGCUGCCACCUGCUGUGUUUCCCCUUUGCCCUGGACCUGUCCUCAGAGACCAUGGACAGACUACUCCAGCUGUACCACAGCGCUGGCAUUGUCUCUGGCCUGCUGCAGGUUAUCCAGUCCGUUCCUCCGUCUCUCCUGGAACUGCCUCUCUCUCUGCUAUGUCGCCUACUGCUGUGUGACCCCGGCCGCUCUGUCCCCUGCUUCACAGCCGCCGCCAGGGCCCAAGGCUUCUUCUCUCCACCCAGCAGUGACCCCAAGGAGGAUAGAAGAGACCAGGCCCCAGCCUCCAGGGUCAGGGACCAGGCUGGGCACCCAGUGUCUGUAUCUAGGACUGCCAGCUCCCUUCUCUCUGACCUGCUAAAGCCUGAAAGUGAAGCCCUGUGGGGGUCGGCCGUGGAGCUCUUCACCCUACUAUCCCAGGUUGCCCGCUGCUCCCCCAGGUCCCGACCCUCCACCCCUCAUCUCUACCUGGAGCCUGCUCCCCUGCACCAGGCCCUGGCUCACCCAGACGACAGGGUCAGAGCUGCUGCCUGUAGCCUGCUAGGUAACCUGGACCCGUUUACACCUCAUACUCCUCCCUCCACCAGUGACCCACAAUGGACCCGGCUGCAACCCGCCAUCCUCAGAGACAUAAUUGGCUGUCUCCACGACCCCUCCACGUCCGUACGGAGGAUGGCCUGCAAGGCCGUGGGCAAUUGGCUGGGGCUUAUUGGAAAGGCAGAGUUUAGAACACGGAGAGCCAAUGGGAGAGAGAACAGUAGUGCCCCUAUUACAGCCCGGGACAGGAAGAAGGGCAAGCCAGACAAGACUGUGUCCGCCCAGUCCCUGGUAGGAGACGGAGGAGACUCAUCCACAACACUCAAACAGCAAGUAGCAGACCAGGGGGAUGGACGUGGAUGGGUGGCGGAAGCCAAUUGGGCAACAACUGAGCUACUCUCCCUCAUAGCGGACCCUGAUGCCCUGACGCGCCGCCACUGCUGCGCUGCCCUGGGCAACAUGGCUGCUGUGGAAGGGGGUGUGGCCUCACUGCUGGAGGGAGACGUGCCCCUUCUCCUCCUACAGGCCGCCUGUACCGACUCCCAGCAUACAGUCCAACAAGCAGCUGUCGCUACCCUGAGCUUAUACAGCCAACAGGAUGCACUACGACAGGCUCUGCUGUCCCUUGAUGCACGUGAGAAACUUCGUCAGGCUUCACAGCAUGUCGCACCUCCACAGUGUGACUACUGUCAGAUCAUCAAGCUGCUAUGAAGUCCAAUGCAGCGAGUGAGAGAAUAGUGUGUCUAUUUGAAAAUGACACCCUCUGGAGUGAAUACUGGGUCCAUCUCACAUGGAAUGACUGGUUGCACUUGUUUGAAAAAAUGUAUAAAUAUAUAUGCUACAGGUAUGUAUGUCAAAGAAAAUCCUGUCGUGUAUAAAAAUGGCUUGCCCUCCAUAUCAAAAAUAUAGAUGGGUGUUUUUGGCCUUACCCUCUGAGGAGCAGAUUGAUAAAGCAAUAAAACGUUAAAUAUAUUUGAAAUCGAGCCAGAUUCUGUACAACAGUCCAUGUAAUCCACGCUGUGUAAAAGACAACAACAUAGCCUAAGCAUCCAAAAAAAAUAAUACUUUUAAUGCCUCAUUUCGAAACAGUUCCAAGAAGUAUCCUAAUCUAUCCGUUAUUUCAUUUAUGUGGGCUAAAUCUCCCCUGGCUUUUCACCAGAAAUUACCCAUGCAUAACGGAGAUGAGCUCAAAACAAGAAUAAACUGUUAGGCUACUGUGUAGACACAAAUCACUUUAUUUGAAUAAAACGAGUGACAUGUAACACAAAGGAAAUAUAUUGAGAGGAAACAUUGGAAUUAUUUCCAAAUUACUAAAUGGUUGGUUAUUUUAUCUGGUGUAACUUAUUGGUCGUAAUCGUGUUGCUGAAAUGGGUGAGGCUUAAUAUUGAAAGUAAUAGAAUCUCAAUAUCACAAAAUAACAUUAAUACACAUUGCAUUAAAAGCUGUAUUUCAGAAACAUGAUUGUAUAUCGCCAAGAUAACAGACCAUAUUUGAAAAAGAUGCAGUGUCCUACUCAUUCAUCCAAAAGAUUGAUAACAGAUAAUUACAUUAUAUUAAGAUCUUAACUAUUCGUUAGGACAUUUAAGAGUUAUUGCAUUUCAACUUAAAUUCGUUCAAAAAGCAACAGCAAUUCAAUUGGAUUAAUUCACUAAAGAUCCAAUUAGAUUUUCAAAUUUAAAGAUGAUAUAUUUUUACAUUUGCUUAAAGCAGAUUGACCGUUUUUAGAAAAAUUGAGAAUUGUACCUAAUUAUAAAAUAAAGGUUUAUACUAAAUUAAUUGACACUGCAUCCUCGUAGACAAAAGCGGGAAACAACAUGAAAAGCUAUCACAAACAUUCUAGUGAAAAAUAGUUUUUUUGUUCUUUUUUAGAAAAAAGCAAAGGCUAACUACCUACCUACCAUCUCUCCUUCAAGACACAAUUGAAAAAGUCUUUAUAAAUCAGACGAGCAUACCCGCCAUAUAAAAUCACAAACCCUGAUUUGCUUUUACAGCAAGUAAAGAGACAGAGGGUCCCACAUUGAUUUCUGAAAUCCUAUACCAUCUAAUCCAGUGAAGAGAAACAACUAGGAAAGAGCUAGAGACAAGUGAAUUUGCUGAGAGAGAGCAUGGAAUGUGAGGCUGCUAUGGAAUCAGUGCACAGUAGCUAUACAGCAUCAUAUAGACAGACAGAACUCGUUAAUUUUAGUAGCCAUGAAUGUCUUUGCCAUGCAAAAAAAUCUUCAGUCAAGAAUUACCAACUUACAUACUUCUAGAACUUUGGGCAUGAAUUGCAUAACCUGAGCUAUAAAACUGAUUGUAUCAUAUUGCAAUUAGCAUUUAAGGGGACAACACUUUCAACAAAAUCUUAAGUCUUCCCUAAAGGCUGUUUUUGCAUUCAUAUUUAUAUUAGUUUGCUUUCAAUUAUUGGAAUAAUAAUUUGGGAAAAUAUACAAAUAGUGCAAAGCUCCCACAAAUAAACAAAGAUUGUCUUUUGAUAAAAAGCUAAUGAGUAUAUUGAACCAGUAGCUAAGUUAUUGACAUCAAGACCAGUGUAAGGCCUUAGUUGAAUCACAUUAGUCUAACCAGUAUAUAAAAAACACCAAUGGUGGAAAUCAAACCCAUCUCCAUUCAACAGGAAACCCAUUCAGAAAUUGAUUGUCAGCUGAGACAUUACAGCAUCACAGUGCAGGCUUGCUUGGUUAGUGCCGAUUGCCGAAACAGUGGAAGUAUAAAGUAGUUGUUUGACUCGUAAAAAAAAAAAAUCACGUCAUCAAAACAUGCAAUUGAACCCCUUUGUUGCC
Messenger RNA from Oncorhynchus tshawytscha (Chinook salmon), 5811 nucleotides. It is a transcript of the gene stk36, whose product is annotated as serine/threonine kinase 36 (fused homolog, Drosophila). Gene Ontology annotation, molecular function: protein kinase activity; ATP binding. The coding region runs from base 257 to 3742 and encodes 1161 amino acids. Gene Ontology annotation, biological process: protein phosphorylation. Gene Ontology annotation, cellular component: cytoplasm. The transcript is spliced from 21 exons. Lineage: Eukaryota; Metazoa; Chordata; Actinopteri; Salmoniformes; Salmonidae. The record is from RefSeq and is a predicted model, not a curated record.